CAGGAAGCUCUGUGCAGGGGAGGACUUGGCCCGGGGAGAAAUGAGCCCCCGGGGAGAAGGGAAGAGAAGGCGUCCCCACCCACGCCUGCCCUGCGCCUCUUCCCAGCCUGGGAGACCUCGGCCGCCUGGGAGGGGUCUGUGCCUGCCCACAGCCGGCCUCCGAGGUCAGCCCAGGCCAGGGAGACGGUCCUCUGAAAAAUCAGUCUUUCUUUUCCUCUCCAGCCAGAUGGCCCGGCCGCUGUCCACCCCCAGCCCUUCACAAAUGCAAGCCAGGAAGAAACGCAGAGGGAUCAUAGAGAAACGGCGCCGGGACCGCAUCAACAGCAGCCUUUCUGAACUGCGGCGCUUGGUCCCCACUGCCUUUGAGAAGCAGGGCUCCUCCAAGCUGGAGAAAGCCGAGGUCCUGCAGAUGACGGUAGAUCACUUGAAAAUGCUCCACGCCACUGGCGGGACAGGAUUCUUUGAUGCUCGAGCCCUGGCAGUCGACUUCCGGAGCAUCGGUUUUCGGGAGUGCCUUACCGAGGUCGUCAGGUACCUGGGGGUCCUGGAAGGGCCCAGCAGCCGUGCAGACCCGGUGCGGAUUCGCCUUCUCUCCCACCUCAACAGCUAUGCAGCCGAGAUGGAACCUUCACCCACACCUGCUGGGCCCCUGGCCUUUCCUGCCUGGCCCUGGUCCUUCUUCCAUAGCUGUCCAGGGCUAUCUGCCCCGAGCAGCCAGCUCGCCAUCCUAGGAAGAGUGCCCGGCCCCAUCCUCCCCGGCACCUCCUCUCUGGCUUACCCCAUCCCGGCCUUCAGAACCAGUCCCUUGCGCAGAGCCACUGGCACCAUCCUGCCAGCCCGGAGGAAUUUGCUGCCCAGUCGAGGGGCAUCUUCUACCCGGAGGGCCCGCCCCCCCGAGAGGCCAGCCGCGCCCCUGCCCCCCAGUGGCAGGGCUGCCAGGAGCAGCCACAUGGCACCCCUCCUGCGAUCCUCUUCCCCCGCCCCUCCUGGCAUUGUGGGGUCUCCUGCUUAUGUGGCUGUUCCCGGGUCUUCCCAGGGGGCAGCUGGGAGGCCAGCAGGAGCUGUGCUCUGCCACUCCUGGGUCUCUGAAAUCACUGAAGUCGGGGCUUUCUGAGCUGGCUUUGCCCCCAGGAAUGAGGAGAGUUCUUUUUCCAGGAGCUCUAAAGAUGGCGUUGCCUUUUCUGCUCUGUUUUCCGGACUGGUUCAUAUAUGAAGGUGUCUUCUUCACCCAGCAGAGGCCCCCUUCUCCUUUGGCCCCUCUCCCCUCCUCACUGCUUGUCCCCGCUUCUCCUGGGGCUGUUCUGAUCUCAGAAGCUUGGUCUCAUGUUUUCCCUGGAGAGAUGAGUCCCAGGAGAGCCCCCCAAGAGCUGUACCCAGACCCCUCUCCUGCCCCAGGACACAUGGGCAGUAGGCAUUAAUCUCAGGUUGGGGAACAACACUUUAACCUAAAAGGCACAAUGACCUAAGGCACGCUGCUCCCCUAGAGAUCAGACCCCAGCCAAGAGCAGUGACUGCCUGGCUGCAGCCUUCCCAGGCCCCCAAAGGUCGGAACAUAGUGUCUGUCUCACUUCCUGAGACAGUAACCACACAGGGGCCACAAAGAGGUCUCCUGGGAACCCUGUCUGCCCCAGCCUACCUGUCUCCCGCCCACUGCAGUGAACCCAGAACAGACCUGCUGUCCACCACGGCCAAGGCUAGGGACUGGGAGCCCAGCAGGGCCGGUUCCUGCCCUCUUGCCAGCUGCCGACACCUACCCUCCAGCUGACCAGCAGUUCCCUGCACACAGCUGGGAGGUCUCUGGGCUCCGUGACAGGGUGUACUCACCAC
This is a messenger RNA of Orcinus orca (killer whale), 1827 nucleotides long. RefSeq names its product hes related family bHLH transcription factor with YRPW motif like (gene HEYL). NCBI's taxonomy places the organism in Eukaryota, Metazoa, Chordata, Mammalia, Artiodactyla, Delphinidae. Gene Ontology annotation, molecular function: protein dimerization activity; RNA polymerase II cis-regulatory region sequence-specific DNA binding; DNA-binding transcription factor activity, RNA polymerase II-specific. Bases 41 to 1114 code for a protein of 357 amino acids. The transcript has 4 exons. Gene Ontology annotation, biological process: circulatory system development; regulation of neurogenesis; regulation of transcription by RNA polymerase II. The record is from RefSeq and is a predicted model, not a curated record. Gene Ontology annotation, cellular component: nucleus.